Messenger RNA from Limulus polyphemus (Atlantic horseshoe crab), 2584 nucleotides. Its product is annotated as estrogen sulfotransferase-like. Lineage: Eukaryota; Metazoa; Arthropoda; Merostomata; Xiphosura; Limulidae. Gene Ontology annotation, biological process: sulfation. Gene Ontology annotation, molecular function: sulfotransferase activity. The transcript has 8 exons. Gene Ontology annotation, cellular component: cytoplasm. The record is from RefSeq and is a predicted model, not a curated record. Bases 296 to 1579 code for a protein of 427 amino acids.
AAAAUAAGGUAAUACCAUAACAAUUAAAUGGUCCCUAAAAUGUCGUCAAAUUGCAGACGCUUUGCUUUAGCUGAAAAGUUAUUAGCUGUACUGUACUGUAGAACGACCAACAUUUGAACGGUUUGGUGUUAUAUACUAUAGUAUUGGAAAAGUGAUUAAUUUGUGGAAUAAGUUGAUAUCAGCAGAUGUGGAGGCUGGUACUUUGAAAGAGUUUAUUUCCUGAAAAAUAAAGGAUGUAUUUAAAUGUUAUUUUUUUCUCAGAGGUAGGUUUCUAACAUUUUGGAAGAACAACAAGAUGAGAAUAUUUCAUUGUUUGUUGAGAAGACCAUGUUUGAAUAAUUUGCAGGUACAUCCGUAUCAAAAGUAUUCAUUUAUUUGCAGUCACCUCCCUACACGUCAGUUUUCUCAAGCCCAUGAAAUGUUUAUAUUGCUGAACACUAGGACCUUUUAUUCACAAACAUUAAGAAAUGCUCCCGAGAAAUUUUUACAAACGAUGUCUAACCCUUUGCAUUCAUGUGUGCAUUUUAUGAGUGGAUCUGGAUCUGAACAUGUAGAUUUAAAGAGGUGGAAAUUAAUAAAACGACUCUUUUCAACUUUUUUAUUUGGUAGUACAUUGAUAAUAACUAUCUUUGUCAAAAGAAAACGACAGAAAAACAUCAGAGAACUACUACAAGACUGUGAUGUCCUACCCCAUGAUUCAAACUACUCAGAGAAUAUGGUCUUUACAAGCUACAAGGGCUAUAUUAUUCCACAGAAUCUUUUUCUAAAGGGUAUUAUGAGAGACCUGAUGGGUUUUAAAGUACGUGAAGAUGAUAUUUUUGUAGUUUCUUUUCCCAAAACAGGAACAACUUGGGUUCAAGAGUUGGUUUAUGUCAUAGCAACAGAUCUGGAUUUCAAUGCAGCUCAAGCAAAGAAUCUUGAACAGCGAUUUCCAUUCAUAGAGUUUUUCUAUCCUGGCCUAAAAAUCAUAGAGAAGACGUCUUCCCCUCGUUUCUUGAAAAGCCAUCUCCCAUACACAUUACUUCCUCCAGAAGCACAGCAGAUUAAACCAAAAAUAGUGUACAUAAUGCGUAACCCUAAGGAUGUUUUGGUUUCAUAUUACCAUUUUUUACGCAUGGUGAAAGAAAUAAGUUACAAAGGUUCUUUUGAAGAAUUUUUCAAAAGCUUUCUUGAUGGUAAAAUUCCUUAUGGACCCAUAUGGAAACAUUACCUAGAAUGGUGGGAACACAGGAAUGAUGAAAAUGUGUUGUUUCUUUUUUAUGAAGAUCUUCACAAGGAUAUUGUAGCAAGUGUGAAGAAGAUUGCAGAUUUUCUUGGAAAAUCCCUUACUGAAGAAGAAAUAGAAAGAAUUGCUUACCACUGUUCUUUUCAACAAAUGGCUAAAAAUCCUUCUGUCAAUUAUUCACACUGGGAUGAUCUCGAUGUUCGAAACAAGAAUGAAGCUGAGUUCAUGAGGAAAGGAAUUGUGGGCGAUUGGAAAAAUUACUUUACUAAAGAAAUGAAUCAAGUCAUGGACGAGUGGAUUGAAGAGAAGUUCCAAAGUGAAGAAACUGGGUUAUUUUUCUGUUAUGAUUUAUAAGAUACUUUUAUCCAAUAAAUGAGCUUAAUAAUGUAUCAAAUAACUAAUAACAGAAUUAUUGUAUUUCAUCAACAUUUUUAAAAACUGAAUAUCAAAGUAGCUUUCAUGUGAAAAGUUUUAUUAACAUAUAUACAGUACUUCAAGAGGAAGUUUUAAUUGAUUUAUAAAAUGCUGGAUAAACUUUUAGCUUUGAAUUACUAAUCACAGAUUUAUGAUUUGUUAGUCCUCUACUGUAUAAAUGACACUUUAAAAUAGUACAAUUUUGUGAUUCAUAUUAAAAGUUUAAGAUAUGUCUAGUUGUAUUUCAAUUUUUUAAAACUUUUAUAUCCCAUCAGACCAAACACAAUUUGUGAUGUCUAUUAUUUAAAUACAAUGUAAGUGGACACGUAAUCUUAGGAAUUGGGAAACUUUAUUAGUAAUUAAAAGUGACAAACCUUUUGAAACUUUUAAUAGCAUUGCUAUAUGUUUUCAAAAAUCACAGUUUCAUCUGCUUGUAUUUAGAUAAUGUGAUAUUAUAGCAUGCAUAAACUUUAAAAAUAAGUUGACUGGGUAAUUGCUAACAUGGAUCAUUAGCUAUCCCUGUAUAUAAGAAAAUCUUUAUUUUAUUCAACAAUCUGAUAAUACAAAUUGGAUCAAAGUACCGAUACAAAAAGAACAAAAAAAUUGUGUAUCUUAGCUUUUCAAAAGUCUAACAAUUGACACCAUUCACCUGAAUCUGCCAGCAGAUGCAUCAUAAGUACAAUAUUAAUAUUUUACCUGAAAAUUUCAAAUAAGAGUAUAACCAUGCUGAAUUGUCUUUAACAAACAAGUGAGAUAAACUUAUCGUCACAAUAAAAUGAAAGCUAGUCACUUGUAAAUCACCUCAUAAUUUAAUUAAUACUUAUCCAAAUUCAGGUAAGUAUUAUACAAUAACUAUCUCUAUUGAAGUGCUUUGGCACUGGUUUAUCAUUUUUGUUUACAUUGAGGGAUUUCAAUAUUGCAAAAGUGUUCAAUUUAAACAUAAUA